Messenger RNA from Talaromyces marneffei, 1605 nucleotides. RefSeq lists its product as uncharacterized. The transcript is spliced from 3 exons. Bases 1 to 1605 code for a protein of 534 amino acids. NCBI's taxonomy places the organism in Eukaryota, Fungi, Ascomycota, Eurotiomycetes, Eurotiales, Trichocomaceae. The record is from RefSeq and is a predicted model, not a curated record.
AUGCCUCGCCGACGCCGGUUCAUAGACGAGGAGUCCGAGUCCGAGUCCGAGUUCUCAGAGACAGAUGUCUCCUUUACCCGUCCUGGGGGUCGUACAACCGUCAAACGUCGGUCAUUCUCUCGCGUCCGUCGCGAUAGUCCCAACUCUAAUGCAUUUUUGACUCCCGCCAUCAUCGCUGGUCCCCCACGCCGUUCUGCCUCUACGGGAGGUCGACGCCGCCGAGGAGACGAUCCGAUUGUGGUGGUUGAUGUUCAUAACGAUGUCCAUGCCAAACAAGACUCGCGAGACCAUCGUCGCAACAACAUCGACCAGCGUCUCGCACAACGUGAGGAUGACAUUGAAGAAAUCGACAUUAUCCGCAGUCACCGUCGUCCCAGAAUCGUCGCAGACAUCCCCGCAUCUCGCACCCCAUCACCCCGCCAGCAACAGCGCGACUGGGAACUACUCAUGGACCAGCGCAUCCUCGCCAACAACGACGUUCGCCAGGACAGGGAGCUUGCUAAGCAACAACAGGAAAUCGAAAAUUUGGAGCGCCAACUGGCCAAGAGCAGAGAGAAACGUCGCGAUGAACAUCGUGGUUCCGUUUCACGUCGCCGUCUUGCCGAAGAGGAGGCCUGGGAGGACGAACUUGCCCAGCGAUUACGCAAACUUGACGUGCUGGAGCAGUCAAAGCGCACCGAAGAGGAACAAAAGCUUGCUGAUUAUCGUUCCAAGGUCAAGCGACUGGAAGAGAUUGAGCGAGAACAACGCAUCGCUGAAGAUCAAAAGAUGGCCGAUUACCGUGCUAAAGUCAAGCGGCUCGAAGAAGCAGAACAUAAGGCGGCUGAGGAAGAAGAGGCUAGACGUCUGGCUAAGAUCAAACGACUAGAAGACAUGGAGCGCAAGGCUGCGGAAGAAGAAGAGGCUAAACGCAUCGCCCAAGAGAAACACUUGAAGGAGGUUGAGAAGCGAGAGAAGAUCAAGGCCGAGAGGGACAGAAUCAUCAAGGAAAUCAAAGAUGAAGAAGCCCGCAAAGCUUUGGAAGAAGAGGAACACAGAAAGGAGAUGGCUGAGCUCAAGAGAAAGGCCAUUGAAGAAUGGAAACAGGCCGAGGAAGCUAAGAAAAUGAAGGAAAUUGAGGAGCAGAAAGCCAGGGACAAGGAGUUCAGGGAACGACUGAGGCUCGAGUUUGGGUAUAGCGAGGAGGAGAUUGAAAAGAUGCUCAAGAAGAAGCAUGAGCAGGAAGAGAAAAAGGAGGAGAAGCACGAGCACCACCACCACGGCGGCGGCGGUGGCGGCGGUGGCGCCAUUGUUGUUUUGGAACCUCCACGAGAAAAGACGACAUUCAUUCGGGUUCACCGCAAGUACUUGCUUCCUGCAACAUUGGAUGCCUUCAAACUUCCAUGGGACUGGGAUGAUCGCGAUGGAAACUAUAUCAUAAUCAAACAAUGGAUCUCUGAAGACUUCCAAGAGGAACUGUUUGCGCACACUCGUCGUCUCCGCGGCGGCAAGCUCAUCGAGGAAACGUCCACAACCCUCACCGAACUGAAAGUCAACGACCGCAAGCGAGACAAGAUGUACCUUGUUCGGAAGAAGAAUCCCGGCAAGUCGUGGAUUUUCACUUGA